This is a messenger RNA of Sorghum bicolor (sorghum), 1779 nucleotides long. RefSeq names its product dihydrolipoyllysine-residue acetyltransferase component 4 of pyruvate dehydrogenase complex, chloroplastic. The coding region runs from base 84 to 1511 and encodes 475 amino acids. Gene Ontology annotation, biological process: pyruvate decarboxylation to acetyl-CoA. The transcript is spliced from 6 exons. Gene Ontology annotation, cellular component: chloroplast thylakoid; chloroplast envelope; pyruvate dehydrogenase complex. Gene Ontology annotation, molecular function: dihydrolipoyllysine-residue acetyltransferase activity. The record is from RefSeq and is a predicted model, not a curated record. NCBI's taxonomy places the organism in Eukaryota, Viridiplantae, Streptophyta, Magnoliopsida, Poales, Poaceae.
CGCAUAUACCCAGGCCAACCAGCCAAAGCCCCCUCCCCCCUCUCAUCGCCUCCGCCUCCGACCUCGAGCACUCCUCUCCCCCAAUGGCGACGGCACCCGCACCCCUCUCGCUCUCCGCCUCCACGCUGCCCGCGCGGCUCCGUGCCGGAGCGGUGCCGGCGGGAGCGCGCUGGAGGCAGCAGCCGCGGCGCGGGCGGAUGGUGGUGCGCGCCAAGAUCCGGGAGAUCUUCAUGCCGGCGCUCAGCUCAACCAUGACGGAGGGCAAGAUCGUCUCCUGGUCCGCCGGAGAGGGUGAUCGCGUCUCCAAGGGCGACGCCGUCGUGGUCGUCGAGUCCGACAAGGCCGACAUGGACGUCGAGACCUUCCACGACGGCAUCGUGGCGGCCGUCCUCGUCCAGGCCGGCGAGUCCGCGCCGGUGGGCGCACCCAUCGCGCUGCUCGCGGAGUCGGAGGAGGAGGUGCCGCUCGCGGUCGCCAAGGCUCAGGAGCUCUCCAACGGCAACGGGCAGCCGCAGCAGGCGCCUCCUGCUCCGACGGAGGAUGCCGCAGCGGCGCCGCCCCCUCCUCCUCCGGCUCCGGCGGCUGCUCCCGCGCCGGUGGCUGCGGGGACGAAGGGCAUCGCCAGCCCGCACGCUAAGAAGCUGGCUAAGCAGCACAGGGUGGACCUUGCCAAGGUGACUGGCACCGGGCCGUAUGGUCGAAUUACGCCGGCAGAUAUUGAGGCGGCUGCCGGAAUCCAGCCGAAGCCAAAGCCCGCCCCUGCUGCUGCUGCGCCACCACCUGUGGCUGCGCCUUCAGUGGGUGCAGUGCCUCAGGCGGCAGUGCUACCACCGGUUCCUGGCGCCACUAUUGUUCCAUUCACUACCAUGCAGGCUGCAGUGAGCAAGAACAUGGUGGAGAGCCUGGCAGUGCCAGCAUUCCGCGUCGGCUACCCCAUUGUAACCGAUAAGCUCGAUGCGCUGUAUGAAAAGGUUAAGCCAAAGGGAGUGACAAUGACAGUGCUGCUGGCGAAGGCUACAGCCAUGGCUCUUGUGCAGCACCCUGUUGUCAAUGCUAGCUGCAGGGAUGGAAAGAGCUUCACAUACAACAGUAACAUCAACAUUGCAGUGGCUGUGGCAAUUGAUGGCGGCCUUAUUACACCCGUCCUUCAGGAUGCUGACAAGCUGGAUAUAUAUUUGCUCUCACAAAAUUGGAAGGAUCUGGUCAAGAAAGCACGUGCAAAACAGCUCCAACCAAAUGAGUACAGCUCUGGGACUUUUACACUGUCCAACCUGGGUAUGUUUGGUGUAGAUCGGUUUGAUGCGAUCCUUCCGCCUGGCCAGGGAGCUAUUAUGGCUGUUGGAGCCUCCAAACCUACAGUCGUGGCUGAUAAAGAUGGUUUCUUUAGCGUCAAGAGCAAAAUGCUGGUCAAUGUCACUGCUGAUCACAGGAUUGUAUAUGGUGCUGAUUUGGCAGCAUUCCUACAAACUUUUGCAAAGAUUAUUGAGGAUCCUGAGAGCUUAACUUUGUAAGAUCUCUUGAAGAGUUAUCUAUAUACCCAUAAGUAGUCUGAUUGCAGUUGGAGUUCUAUUGUUGAUCUCCAAUUUUUGUAUCUUUGAGCAUUCAACAGGAUUUGUCUGAUCUUUUUUGUACCAAUUCCUAUCUCUCAAUGUUGUGGGUCUUGUUGGAGAAAUUAUACUGUUGAUAUUAUGGAAUUGUUGGAGAGCAAUAAGUUAUAAACUGUAGAAUAGUUCUGCAGAUUUUAUCUCUAAAAUAUGGUUUAUAUCCCUUUUUCAUUUA